AUGACCGCUGCCGUCCUCAAGAUGAACCAGGACCAGCCCUCUUCACGCAUGUCCGUCUCGGGCAGCCGCAGGAGUAUCCUUGCUGGCAUCGGUGCUGACAUCUCCAAGUACAGCGGCAGCAACGGCGCUGCCAACGGUGACAACGCUUCUGUCAACGGCGAUGCAUCCAGCUUCAACCAGCACCCCAUUCCUGUCUCCAACACCGAUGCGCUCCUUCGCAGGCGUGGCAGUUCCGUCGAGCCCGUCAGCCCCAAGUCCAGUGUCAAGGGACGUUCUCAGCGAAGCACUUCCAUGGCUUCUCGCAGUCAAGGAUCAAACGACGACGGCUACCUUGCCCCUGCUAUUCCCGGCGCUGGAACAGGCACAUUCGGUCGAUCCAGAACUUUCUCCGCUGCCAGCCUCGGCCUCAAGAAGAGCAACUCCAACAUGUCCCAGAGCGAUGCUCGCUCCAUCGACUCGCGUAAGGGCUCGUCUGGCAACAGCUUUGUCAACCUGAUGCGCAACCGCAGCCGCAACUCGUCUUCCACCAACCUCACCGUGCCCGACCAAGCAGACUCUUCCUACGUCGAGAAAAGCUCUGACAGCAGGAUGCGACGCUUUAGCACGGCAUCGCGUAAGAUGAGCCUCAAAGGACUCGGAACCCGCUCCAGCUCCAACUCGAUUAGCAACGGCUUCUACGACGAGCCUCAGCAGCUGUCGCCGGAGACUUCCCAACCUGCUGUCUAUCCCGCCGGUGCGCCCGUCGAGGGCUACAAGCCUGUCGCUGUGGCAAACGUCAACGGCGUCAACUCGGGCCGAAGCAGGAAAUUCAGCAGAUCCGCAAGUUCUAGCGCUGUUCCGCGCGUUUCCACGGACCAAGCCAAUGGCAAUGGCAACCGCGAAAGCUCGCCCGUCAGCCCGGCUGCAGACCCAUACGCAAAGGCGGACGGUCUGUUGGCUCGUGCCAACUCCAGAAGGUCCACGAGCACUUCGCAACCUCGCGCCUCGACGCAGAACCGCUCGCGUGGGGCGUCCGCCCCUCCCGCUACCGAGACUACCGCUGACACCUCGGCCAGCAAGAAGGGCUUCUUCUCUUCCACCACCGCCAAGGUCACCGGGGCAGCCGGUGCUGGUGGUGCGGCAUUCGCGGGCCUGGCUCGUAGAAAGUCGUCCCGCAGCGUCCAGGAGGACGAGGCCAAUGGCAAGCCCAAUGGUAUGGCUGCCGCUCACUCGGACCAGGAGAGCAGCGAGAGCGAGGAGGAAGAGUCGUCGGAAGAGGAGCAGGCGCCACCCAAACGCAACGCUCAGCCCAUCAAGGGUCGCAACGGCGCCGCUGCUGCUGCCGCUGGCUCCAGCGAGGACGACGACAGCGAGUCCGAGGAGGACAGCGAAUCUUCUGAGGAAGAGUCCUCGGAAGAGGAGCAGGCACCAGCCAAACGCAAUGCUCGGCCCGUCAAGGGCCGUGGCGGUGCCGCUGCUGCUGUCGUUGCUUCCAGUGACGACGAGGGCAGCGACGACAGCUCGGACGACGAUUUCCAGGACGCUCCCCUCGCUGACAUCUCCGAAGGCGAGGAAGACGAGGAGGACGAUCAUGACCACCGAGGCGCCAAGGCUGGUGCCGCUGGUGCGGUCGGUGCUGUUGUCGGUGCUGGUGCGGCGGCCAGCCACCGUCGCAAGAAGUCUGGCUCUGCCGGUCGAAACGUGCCCAACGGCGAUGCUGGCCGGUCUAGCUACAAGCCAAAGGGUACCGCUGGCGCUACUCGUCGUGCCGGGCCGCCUACGGACACUUCCGCUCCCGGUCAGGCCUCUACCUCGUCCAACGACACGCGUGCUCGCUCCGACCUCACCCAAUCCGUCAAGGACAAGGCCGCCCGUGUGGCCAAGCUCACCGCCGCCGACGUGGCCUGCGACUCCAAGCAGCUGCACGAGGACAUUCAGAUGGCCCACAAGGCACUCAACCUCUUCCUCAACUCGCGCAUGAUCGAAGCCGAGCGCAUCGUCGAGGAGUAUGCCGACAGCCGUCUCUACUACGCACUCGGUUACGCGCUCAUCGCCACCAUCAAGGGCUUCAUGACGUUCGAGCCCGCGGAUCUGGCCAUCGCCAUCUCGCUGUGCAAGGACGCCAUGACCAUCGCUCACUUGAUGAGGAAGCCGACCAGCGCCGUCGGCAACUUUGGCCGCUUCGUUAGGGGUACCGGCCAGAGUCCGAGCGCGCUCGCAGGCAUGAACGAGGUGCAGCGACACGCCGAGCUGGUUUACGCCGAGACCAUGCUUCUGAAGGCGGUGUUGGGUAUCGCGUACGCCGGUGACUUCUUCGCCUUUGUCUCGGAGGCGCUCAACAUGAGGAACGCCUACGGCAUCUACAGGUCGCUCCAGAAAUACGUCGAGUGGACCGAGGAGAAGAACGAGUCGCUCGACGAGGACUUCAAGAGCGGUGUCUACCUGGGCAACGGUUUGAUCAGUAUGAUCUUGGGUCUCGUGCCCGGCAAGGUGCUCAAGAUCAUGGAGGUGUUCGGCUACACCGGUGACACGGCCUGGGCCAUGAAGACGCUCAGCAAGGCGGGCCAGUGGAGCGACAACCCCAAGCAGACCAAGCCAGGCAUGCCUCUCAAGCAGGAAGGCGUGCGUCGUGCCGUCUGCGACAUGUCGAUGCUCGCUUACCACUUGGUCAUCUCGACCUUCAUUCCCGUCACUGGUGUCGACAUCGAAUUCGCCGACAAGAUCCUGCACUACAACCUCAAGCGAUUCCCCGAAGGUGUCUUCUUCCUCUACUUCUCGGGCCGACUCUACUCGACGCAGGCGCUGGCGGAGAAGGCCAUCACGCAGUUCGAGACGGCGCGGGACGUCCAGAAGGAGUACGUGCAGCUCAAGCACAUUUGCGUGUGGGACCUCUCGCUCUGCAACAUGUCGCUCUGCAAAUGGAAGGAGGCGCACGACCAGUUCACCAUCCUCGCCGAGGAGAACAACUGGUCCAAGGCGGUGUACAACUACGGCCGUGCGUCCAACCUGUACGAGUCUGCCGAGGGUCGCGACAAGCGGGCGAUGGAAGAGGCCGGAAAGAUCUUCCACAAGGUCCCCUCGUUGACACAGAAGAUUGCGGGCAAGUCGAUCCCCAUGGAGAAAUUCGUGGCUCGCAAGUCGAAGAAGUUUGCCACCUACGGCCGACUCUUGCUGCCCGGUCUCGAAUUCGCCUAUGUCUACCACUGCCUGUCCAACGCGCCGCGCUACAUCCUGGCCGACGAGGCGCUCGUGCUGGUCAGCGAUGCGCUCGCCGAACUGCACGAGGUCGAGGACCCAUCGCAGUACUACUCGGGCGACGAGUACUACGACGACCUGUGCCUGGCGCACUUCCUCCGUGGUGUUUGCCUCAAAUUCAUUGCUUGCCCCGAAAAGCACUCCAAGGUCCGACCCAAGGAGUCGCCCAUCCCGGAGAAGGAGGCGGCGCAGCAGGCAGAGAUCAGCUUCAAGACGGUGCUCGAGCACGGUCACCAGUUGAAGCUGGAUCACUGGCUUGUGUACUUUGCGCACUACGAGCUCGGCAGGCUCUACGCCGGCACGGGCAGGACGAACGAGGCCAAGGAGCAGCUCAACUUGGUGCUCAGCCAGAAGAAUCUGGAGGACAGGGGAAGGAAGGGCAAGUACAGCUUGCAGAACAUGGUACACUUGAGGGCCAACGGUGCGCUCAAUGGUAUCGAUGGGAGUGGCAAGUGA
This is a messenger RNA of Kalmanozyma brasiliensis GHG001, 3690 nucleotides long. RefSeq names its product Outer membrane protein, IML2, mitochondrial/Tetratricopeptide repeat protein 39. Bases 1 to 3690 code for a protein of 1229 amino acids. The record is from RefSeq and is a predicted model, not a curated record. Gene Ontology annotation, cellular component: mitochondrial outer membrane; cytosol; nucleus. Lineage: Eukaryota; Fungi; Basidiomycota; Ustilaginomycetes; Ustilaginales. Gene Ontology annotation, molecular function: protein binding. The transcript has a single exon.